AUGGAAGCUGUGGAUGGCCUCGUAUCGAUCCCCUUUCUUCUCCGCGACAUGUUGGACUGGCACGCAGAUUCAGGAGGUGAUCCCCAGCCGCUUGUUGAGGUCGCCGAUGCAGAGUUUGUUCGAGAAAGGGACCAGGUCACCGACCGCGAGUUGCCCAGGUUUCUGACUGAAUUUUCAGCACUACUGGGCUUCCCUGUCUCGCUCAUCUUUACUCAGAUUCUCAAUAGACUUUAAAUUGAUGAUGCUUGGGAUGGAAUAGAAUGUCUGUCGUCAUUAUCACAGCACAACAUACUCUACUCUGCUACCAUGGACCGCCUCGAACCCUUCUCAUUGCUACCAAAAUGUCAUCACAGUUGAAGGGUUUAGUGAGUCCAUGAUGAUACAAUCGUAAGGAGGGACUGGAGUAGUAGCUCUACUCCUAGCUUUGUGUUUCAUGCCAGCUCUAAAACACUCCACCGCUUGCAGCCCAUUUUCACACUGCUCACACUUGGCUCCUCGCUUUGAAAGACUGGACACCGAUAUAACACAAAUAGUUGCCUAAUCAUCUACAACCAAGAAUGUUAGUCCAUCCAAAGGCAACUUCUUGUCCCUCCUUAGGGGUUUCACCACAUCAUCAUCAUGUUCUUCCUCAAUCUCCGAGCGCCCAGCAACAACCCGAGGUGUGAUGAUCAUCUGAUGCCUUGCAGCAGAAGCUGAACUCCUCCAGUCCUCAAAAGAGUCCCUUGGUUGGUGUUGUUGCCUUGUUUUUGUCAGCUGCUUUGAGAGCAUGGUUGUCCCUUCGAACUUAGGCAGAUAUUUGAUCACUUCAUUCAGACAAGAACCAAGAAAUGGUUUCAGCAGUAUCUAAUCGCUCGGAUCUGUCAAGUCCUUGUUAACAGUUCUUGAAUUGGGUUUGUCAAUCCAAACAACCUUGAAGCUAGAAUUGUGAAUCCCUCUUCGAAACUCUGUGACAACCUUGUGAAGUUCAUCGAACGGUCCAGCACUAACAUCAAUCACAAGCAUAACAAAUCCUCCUGACCCGAUUCUGCCGACGGGUUUUCCCUUGUGAGAAGAAGUCGGUCUCUCGUCCAAGUCUUUCAUGGCGCUCAAAGGAAGUUCCUUUGAUCUGCCACUGCUGGAGUUCACACUCCGUGAGCCCACCUAAGAUUUUCCUGAAGAACUGAGUGGAGAAUAGCUCUGCUUGGACUUUAUUUUCUGAGCAAAGGUUGGAGGUCUUUCCACUGCUCUACUGAUACCUUUAUCCCCAACUUCUCCAUCAACUUCUGUGAAGCUGCUCGUCGUGCUUCAUUAUGAAUCAUGAGAACUACAUGGGACUCGUCACCCAGGGGACUGGGAACGAACAUGGUCAAGCGUGGACUUGGGUUACAAUUGGCCAAGCCUGGAGCAGCAGCUGAAGUUCUUAUGGUUCCACUUGAUCAAUUUUGACACCCAUUUGGAGCAACCGUCUGGAUGCGAAGCUAUGAUCCGGCUCUCCAAACUUGGUUGUUGAGCCCUGGCUCGGACCACGAUUUGCCCUUCGUCAGUGUACUUCACAACAUUGCUCACCAAGUUCCAUAGCACCUGUUUCAGCUUUUCCCUGUCGCCUCUUACAUGACCAAACUUGAGAAUCGAGACAUCUGAAAGAUCUAGCACCAGAUCGACGCCUUUUUCCCAUGGCCAUAGGAUGAAAUAAAUUGACUACAUCCUCUAGAACUCCUGCUACCUCUAAUUCUUCUUCUUCCAGUUGCAUCUUGCCUUCUUCAAGCUUGCUUGUGUCCAGAAUGGCAUUCAAGAAACCUGGAUGAUAAUGAAAGCAGCAGCGUCAUGAAUUGACGAUGAAUGUCAUUUCCAUCCAACCCCAUUUCCAAAUCCUUACCUACUAAGUCCUUUGUGGAAUCAUGAAUGGCUUUCAGGUUUGUUGCUGUAGCUAAAUCUUGAGGCAAAUCUCAUCGCAAUCCUGUAUGAAACCAACAAUGGGUGUCAACAAGUUACGAAUCUCGUGACUUGCAGUGGCAAAGCCCUUGCUAUGAGCAGCAGAAAGCCAAAGAUUGAGACGAAAACUGUAGCUAUCAUUAUCAUCAACAGGCCGAAAGCAAAUCUUCUCCCCCUACAAACUGCAGCACUUCCCUGUGACUCGUCAUUUGGAAAAGCCAAUGCAUAGACCUGAAGUUAAAUAUCAGCAUUCCACCGCCCAUAAUGCAGGUGACAUUAUUGCCAGCAACAACAAUGGAUAUUGAGUUGCUAUUCAUGGUUACAAUCUGAGAUUCUGGAAUCCCUUCUAAAAGCACUUGAUUACCAUCUCUCGUGGCCAACUGCAGCUUCCCUCCAUGAAGGUCAAUGCUAGUGAAGAAAUGUGUGAGAGUUUCUGCUGAAAUUCCCAGCAAGACUGCCGCUUUACGAUGCACACCGAACAUGGUGAUGAACAUGAGGUCUUCAUCUUCAGAACUGCUGUUACAUCCUCUGCCCACUAAAGCAUGCUGCUGGUUGCUACUAUGCAAAGCGUCCCGAGCCCACCUCCUGAUGGCUACAAUUGGGAAGCUGGAUUUCUUAGCAUUUCCAUAUAGUUUUCCUGUGUUUGAAUCAACUGGUUGCUUAUAAACCGUGUGGCCCAUAUAGUACAUUGCAGAACUUUUGUUUCCCUCAUAGUAGUAAGAGAAGAAAGGGUCGUCCAAUCCAACAUAUGCAAUCUGUGAGAUGUAAGGUAGUGUUGCGAAUGCGUGGAACAACAAAGGAGCCACCUUUUCGGCGGGAACAACCAAAAUCAUUUAGUUAAUGAAGGAACUCCAUG
Molecule: messenger RNA, 2767 nt
Organism: Linum tenue
Lineage: Eukaryota; Viridiplantae; Streptophyta; Magnoliopsida; Malpighiales; Linaceae
Source: the annotation of a GenBank genome assembly